GUUAUUUUUAAUUUCGGUAUUCAUUUGAAGAAAAUGCUAUAAAAUCAUUCCAAGAAUCAUGCGAGCUCUUUCAUAGAAGGUUUUAUCUGACAUCCAGCUCGUGUACGGGUUUUUAAAUAUCAUUUCACUGUUUAUAAAUCGCAUGUGUUUACAUAUGUUUUAAUUAUUUUACUUCCUAUGGAUUAUAGAUAUCGUGUUUAAAUCAAGAUUUGUCUGUAAUUAUGACUGGACUAUUCAUAGACACUACCGCCGUACGAAAUGUCUCAGAGAAGAAUUAUCAUAUAAAUAAUUACAUUAUAUUCCGACAGUGCGCCUAAACGCGUACGCACAUUAUUCUGCAGAUUGGUGAAACAAUAUAGCUAAGCAGGAUUUUAUUGAAAUGAUUGGUAAAGGAUGAAUCAGUCAAAUUUGCCUCAAGACGAGAGUCGGAGGGUGAUGCUUGCUGAUGGACAUGGUGAUGACGAACCUCCUCAACCGAAUGACAGCAGCUAUGGCCAGAGCAACAGGCGAUCAACCGUUCGACGCUGGAUUCCUAAAAUAUUGAUCGGUACCGUUUUACUUGCGUUAGGUUUCGUUAUCGGAUAUUGCAUCAAUCAUCAAAUAAAACUCGAAGAAAACAGUAACCCUCUCCAGCUAAUAUCUAAAGAACAGGGUGCGAUAUUUCUCCGAGAUCAAAAUAGCCCUGAUCUCCUUGUGAACCCUAAGCAACCCUGUAAUGAUAGCCAUUACUGCGAGAAAUGUAGAGCGACUGUAAUUUCUUCUGAACAUCGGCCUAAACCUGAAGAUUCAGCCGCUAACACGUUAAUUAGUAGAGGUUUGCGAAUGCCAAUGAGACGAACAUGCGCAAAAAGUGAUUUCAUCAAAGAGCCCGAUUGUUUCCCAUGCAAUGGAAGUUGUAUUUCAUCGGAUGAACUGAGAAAGCUCGUGGGUGACCAUAUUAAAUGUAAUGACACCACUGUGGAAGUUACAUGCUGUCACCUGGUUCAAAUGGCCCCUGAUAAAUACUGCGGGAAGAACGGUGAUCUCAUUUGCAAAAACAACACAGAACCGCCUUUUUGCAACUGCAAAUGCAACUGGACAGGAGAGAUGUGUGACAAAAUGGAUGUCCAAAAGGUAAUGUGCAAUUGUUUCACUCUUGGGAAACCCAUUGCCUAUGCGGACAGUAUGAAGUCUUGCAACGAUGCUGGACGACCUGCAAACUGGACUGAGUGCAUUUUAGACGGAAAACGAGAAGAUACGGCAAUGAACUGUAUCUGCGCUCCUUUAAAUACAACAGAUAUAAGAUUUCAUCUUGAUGAAAAGAAAGAUCUACAGAAUUGCAGUUUUUCACAGUCUUAAAAAGGUAUUAAAGAACUUGACGUAUAUAUUAAGCGCUUAUAAACUAUUUGAUAAGUCUUUAUUUAUAUUCUGAUAACGACAAAAAUGUACUGUUAUGAUUUUAUUGUUGGUGCAUUCCAAAAGAUGAACUAGUUAUUCUGUAUUUAUUCUUUAUACCUAUCAUCUUUAAAACGUUAAAAAAAUGUUUAACAUUUACACGGAUAUCAUUAAGACAAUAUUGAGGAUAACUUGAUUACCAAUAGUAACUUAUUGUUUCUUUUUGUUGCCGGAUAUAUUGUGUUAUAAAACAUUCCUGAUGAUGUGAAACAGCGAAAUAAUUCCAUUUUAUUUGUGAUAUUAAAUCGGAUACUAAAUGAUUGCAGAUAAUCAGGAUAUUGCUGCUUGUUUCAUUUUUUUCUGGAUAAAAAAGAUCUUUGCCCAUUAUAUGUUUAAAUAAUAAGCUAUCAUUGGCUGAACAUAUUGUUGUAUAAUAUUUUGUUCUAUUACGUGAACAUUAUCCGGUUAUUAGGCAAAGGUUGAAAACAGUCUUUUUUGAAAUAUGAAAAAAAUUAUAUGACAUGAAGUAAAUUCUUAAUUAUUAAACGGGUAGAUGAUACAAUUGCAAGAGAAAAAAAUUGUCAAAAAACUUAAAUAAAAUUGACAUCGUUGUGUACAACACAUUGAAUCUUACUUACUGAUGUAUCACAUGGCUUACGACACAUGCAUCUUUCGCAGUUUCGGGGCAUGUUUCCAAUUUGAAAUUAAUUAUGGUUUCUACCACGUAAAUCCCAAUAAGUCUAAAAAUAGCGUCGGUAUAUGUAUUAUGUAUAUACCGACGCUAUUUUGACAAUUUCAUUUUCUUGCAAUAAUCUUUACUCAUAAACAGAUAUGAAUUAAACUGGGAAAUCAGAAUGUACUUUUUUAAACGGAGAAACACAGAUGCGACAGCAACAUGAUUGUUUCGUUCAUUAUUUUAACCACGUUAAGUAAUGUAUUAUCGGCCUCCUACAUUAGCUCGCAUUGACAAUACUGGGCUUGUUUUGAGGCUGUUCUUUGCUGGUUUUUAAACCAGCUGCUGUCUAUCACCUUUAAGAUUUGGCGGAGUUGUUGCAGCGAACGAGCCCUUUUAAAUUAUUAAGAUAUUAAUUCAGGUGAUCUAACUGACUUAGAAUACAACCUCAUUUCCUGACACAUUGUAAAUACUUAUUCCUAAAGAUUUUACAUCCUGUCAUCUAACUAUUUACUAAAUUCGAAAAUAAGUUUCACCAUUAAAAAGCCACCUGCUACAUUUUUUAUAACUAGAAAUAAUGCUAGUUAACAUUAAUGUGUUUAUACGGGCAGCAUGGAUGAUUUUGUGAUUUUUCGUUUGUUGGUUAAGUUAUGUUAUAUUGUUGUUGUUAAAAUUGUUGUAUGCAUUUUUUUUGUGGACCAAUGAAUUUAAUAUUACAUGUAUUCAAUUUCCCGCCUUUUUUAUACUCCACUGAACUCUUAGUCCUUAUCAUUUUUGAUAGCUGCCUUCUCAAAGAUUGCCAGGUCUCAAAUCUCAAUCGUUUGGGAAAAUGCCGAAAUUUCCAUUAGUUAGUAAAGCUUUAAGCCAUAAAACAUCAAUUCUUGUAUCACUGAUUUCAAGACAUUAAUACGCAAAAUUGGGUUUUUUAAAGAUAAAAAACCUGUCAAACGGUCAACCUGUCAGAGUGCAGCUUUAACUCAAGAACGAAUUGACUUAAGUACUUAAAUUAUCUAUAUAGCUAAGUAACUGUAGUUGACAAUCAUUUGUAGUUAUUGGAACCUACGUUUCGCCGGUCCAGUUGUUGUUGUAUUUCUUCGGAAAGAAAGUCACAUCCAUAUAUUAAACAUAUACAUAAAGCUUAUACAUCUUGUAAAUUGUCAAACUAAUUUAUUUCAUGUUUGUCUCAGAGUUCAUGUACAGUCGUUGCAAAAACAAUGCUUAUGUAUGAUCCAACCUUUUUUUUAAGUUCACUUACGUAAUCGUUUAACGACAGAAUUUAUUAUAACAAAUGAUGUAGGAAAUUGAACUGAAAUCAAAAUACAGUCGAACCCCGUUGGCUCGAACUCAAUGGGACCGGCGAAAAUACUUCGAGCCUCAGAAAAAUCGAGCCAUCGAUGACUUCGAGCCAAACGAUUUCGAGCCAACGGGGGUCGACUGUAAUUACUUUGUUUGGUUUUAUCUGCCUUUACUUCUUUAUGUACUCGUAGAAGAGGCUUGUUAUGUCACUCUUGGUAUAUCUGGUUCAUCGUUUCAAUGCAAUAUACAUACGAACACGAUCGACAGACAGCCCACAUCCACCGAACCGGAAAUUUUAUACUAUCAUAAAAUAACCAUGCAUUAUGCUGACUGUUAAAAUGACGCGCUUAUUCAAAAUCAAUACAUACGCAUGCAUAACAAACAUAACUAUUGACUGAUUUGCCUUUAACUACUUACUAACGAAUGCAUUUAUGGAAAAUAUUAAUUACUGAUAACAAGAUUGUAACCGUGUAUAAUAGCAGAAAGCGCAAAAAUAUUAAAUGAUUGGUGAAUGCUAAAAGAUAUACUGUGUUCUACUAUAAUCCCAUUAGGUAAAAUUACCGUCUUUUAUGCUCAUUUUUUUUCAAAUCAAACUCGGUACCCUCCACAAGAACCAUUGUUUUCGACAUUUAUUCCUCAUUUUUGGAGUGCAUUUUUAAAAUUAUUUUUGUAAUUAAAUAAAAGAUAUGCAUCAAAAUGAGUUCAAUUAAAUUUCAGGUAUUCGUAAGGUUGUAUCCAAGUUUGCAUUUUAUAUUUCACUUCUUUAUUUUAACGAGUGAUGUUUUUUGUUGUACCAUUCGGAACACGGCCAUUUUCCGGCGGUUUACAAUGUUAUAAAUCUUUAUAUUUAACUACGCUGCAAGUAUUGAUCGCGUUGUGAUUUCAGUUUAGCAGGUAAACAUAAUGACUUCACUCUAGAGAAUCUAAAUUAUUUAUACAAAUAAAUAAUUUUACGAGCUACUUCUACUUAUGUACCGCGUAAAUCCGGGGUUGUUUUCGAUGGCAAAUGGCCGAGGAGUUCCGAAUGCUUAUGUGAAUGCUAUUUCUGUGUAAACAUGCUAGUUCUGUGUUACAGCUUUUUUCCGAAAAACGUGUUUUGAAACACACCAGUGUCCAAUUUCUCGAAACUUAAGUCCCUUAUAUAAAUAACAUGAAUAAGCUAAGCUCGCCUUUUUGUUUUUCAAUAAUUUGCGUAAUAUUAACUUCUUUAAGAACUUUUCUACUUUAGAUAGGAAUUAAAGUUAUGAUUAUCACAAUAAACCAUUUUCCUUUCAUAAAAGCUUAAUUUAAGUAUGUAUUUUAGCUAAUUGAAAUAAGCUACUUAUGCCUGUUAAGUUUAAGAAGUUUCGAGAAAUGGUGGGCGAUUUGAAUGUGAGCACUUUAUACUUAAGUGACAUAUUCCUUUUGAAAUACAUUGCGUUUAUUUUCUAGUCUUUUAAACGUGCUUAUGGUGAACUUUGACCUAGGUGCAUAUUGCUCAUGUCCCGAGAUUAAUGAGUAGCUGUUAAGUGACACAGAAGAAUAAUUGCAACAAUAUUUAGCCCUAAUAACUGUGAGUCGAAUUAUAUGUGAUAUGUUUCAUUUAUGCAGUGGUUGAUUUUAACUUCAGUAUUGACCAUAAGUGGUCGGACACGUGCUGGAUAUUCAGGAAAUUUCAUCAGUGACCGAAAGGUGUCCGUUACAAUGUAAUUUUGAUCGGAUUAAAAACGUAGCUAUGUAUGUAUACUAGUGUGUGUUUUUUAUGUGUUUAAUGAAAUGGCUUUGUGCACUUGUACAAUGUAUAAAUUUCUGGUUGUGUACACCAAUAGUUCAUAUGUUGUUGUUUUUUAUACUGUUUUAUUUUCUACUGUUAACAUAUUGUAAAUAUAUAUAAAAAAUGCAAAUGA
Mya arenaria is the source of this 5229-nucleotide messenger RNA. RefSeq lists its product as uncharacterized. The record is from RefSeq and is a predicted model, not a curated record. Lineage: Eukaryota; Metazoa; Mollusca; Bivalvia; Myida; Myidae. Bases 394 to 1338 code for a protein of 314 amino acids. The transcript is spliced from 10 exons.